Molecule: messenger RNA, 8595 nt
Organism: Pelmatolapia mariae (spotted tilapia)
Lineage: Eukaryota; Metazoa; Chordata; Actinopteri; Cichliformes; Cichlidae
Product: ephrin type-A receptor 5
Exons: 20
Coding region: 149-3112 (987 amino acids)
Biological process (GO): ephrin receptor signaling pathway; protein phosphorylation; axon guidance
Cellular component (GO): plasma membrane; dendrite
Molecular function (GO): ATP binding; protein binding; transmembrane-ephrin receptor activity
Source: RefSeq, a predicted model, not a curated record
GCAUAACAUGAUCCCCAUCUUUCUGAGCGGACGCAUAACGCGACAGAUGGUUUCACUACGCUUUCCCCUUCUGUUCUGACCGAAACUGCUGUUGUUUAAGAAAAAAAUCUCCCCGUUGUUGCUGGUUUUGGGUUUUUUUGGAUGCGCCAUGCAAUCUCGUUGGUGGAGUUGUGGCAUUCGGUUGGUGACAUGGACAUGGGUUUGGAGCCUGGCAUUGCUUGGAGCGUGGUGCAUUCCCGCAAACGAAGUAAACCUGCUGGAUUCCCGCUCUGUGAUGGGAGACCUGGGAUGGGUAGCCUACCCUAAGAAUGGGUGGGAGGAGAUUGGGGAAGUAGACGAGAACUAUGCUCCCAUCCACACCUACCAAGUAUGCCGUGUGAUGGAGCAAAAUCAGAACAACUGGCUCCACACCAACUGGAUCCUGACUGAGGGUGCCCAGCGGGUAUUUAUUGAGCUCAAGUUCACCCUGAGAGACUGCAACAGCCUGCCAGGGGGUGUCGGGACCUGCAAGGAGACUUUUAAUAUGUAUUACUAUGAAACAGAUGGGGACGAAGAAGAGAUGGAGGAAGGAGAGAUGAGAGAUGGUACCGGGAUGACAGAAGAGGAAGACAGGGCAAUGAAGGAGAGCAGGUACAUCAAAAUUGAUACCAUAGCAGCUGAUGAGAGCUUCACUGAGCUGGACCUUGGGGAUCGUGUGAUGAAGCUUAACACUGAAGUCCGCGAUUUAGGUCCUCUGACCCGGAAAGGCUUCUACUUGGCAUUUCAGGAUUUAGGGGCCUGCAUUGCUUUAGUCUCAGUGAGGGUUUUCUACAAACGCUGCCCAUUCUUGGUGAAGAGCUUGGCUGAGUUCCCUGACACAAUCCCAGGCUCAGAAGCCUCACAGCUGGUAGAGGUAGUGGGCCGCUGUGUCAAUAACUCCCUGCCUUUAUACGAGCCUCCCAGGAUGCAUUGCAGCACAGAGGGAGAGUGGCUGGUGCCCAUUGGGAAGUGUGUUUGCCAGCCGGGAUUUGAGGAAAUCAACGGAUCUUGUCAAGUCUGCAAAGUGGGGUUUUACCGCUCGCUGCUGGAGUCUUUGGCCUGUAGUAAAUGUCCACCUCACAGUGUGGCCAGACAGAUGGGAGCCACUGCUUGCAGCUGUGAAGACGGAUACUUUAAGCUAGACUCUGACCCUUCUAAUAUGGCGUGCACACGCCCUCCAUCUGCUCCUCGUAAUGCUAUUUCUAAUGUCAAUGAGACCAGCGUCUUCUUGGAGUGGUCCAUUCCUAUGGAUACAGGUGGCAGGAAGGAUGUGCGCUAUAACGUCAUCUGUAGACAGGUCCUGCCAGACGGAAGGGGCUUGGAAGAGUGCGGUCCCAAUGUACGUUUUCUGCCACGCCGCACUGGCCUGUCGAACACCUCAGUGAUGGUGGCUGACCUGCAGUCACACACCAACUACAGCUUCUUAUUGGAAGCCGUCAACGGAGUGUCAGACCUAGCCAAAGGCCAUGCAAAGCAGUAUGUGUCACUUAAUGUGACAACCAAUCAGGCAGCACCGUCCCCUGUGAGUGUGGUGAGGAAAGGUCAUACAGGGAAGAGCAGCAUUGCCCUUUCUUGGGCAGAGCCUGAUCGUCCCAACGGCAUCAUCCUAGAGUAUGAGAUCAAGUAUUUUGAAAAGGAACAGGACUCCAGUUACACAAUAAUAAAAUCCAAGGACACUGAAAUGGUGGUGGAAGGCCUGAAGCCCUCUUCAGCUUACAUCUUCCAGGUACGAGCCAGGACCUCAGCAGGCUAUGGUGCAUUUAGCCGGCGCUUUGAAUUCCAGACCAGCCCUUACUUAACUGCUACUAGUGAGCGUGCUCAAGCUUCGAUAGUAGCGGUGGCCAUCACACUGGCUCUGGUCCUGCUGGCAGUGGUUGCUGGAUUCCUGCUCAGUGGGCGGCGCUGUGGCUAUAGCAAAGCAAAGCAAGAUCCCGAAGAGGAAAAGAUGCACUUCCACAAUGGCCACAUAAAAUUUCCAGGGGUGCGUACUUAUAUCGAUCCCCUCACCUAUGAAGAUCCCAACCAGGCAGUCCAUGAAUUUGCCCAGGAGAUUGACGUUUCAUACAUCUCCAUUGAAAGGAUCAUUGGUGCUGGGGAAUUUGGUGAAGUGUGCAGUGGACCGCUGAGGCUGCCCGGGAAACGAGAGAUCCAGGUUGCCAUUAAGACCUUGAAAGCAGGCUACACAGAGCAGCAGAGACGUGACUUUCUUUGGGAGGCGUCAAUCAUGGGCCAGUUUAACCACCCAAACAUCAUCCGUCUGGAGGGUGUGGUUACUAAGAGCAAGCCGGUGAUGAUCAUCACAGAAUACAUGGAGAAUGGCUCAUUGGACACUUUUCUCAAGAAAAAUGAUGGCCAGUUUACUGUAAUCCAGCUGGUUGGUAUGCUGCGUGGGAUUGCAUCUGGCAUGAGAUACCUGUCUGACAUGGGCUAUGUCCACCGAGAUCUAGCGGCUCGUAACAUCCUGGUCAACAGUAACCUUGUGUGUAAAGUGUCUGAUUUUGGUCUAUCCCGAGUCCUGGAAGAUGAUCCGGAGGCUGCAUAUACCACACGGGGCGGAAAGAUUCCCAUUCGCUGGACGGCUCCAGAAGCAAUUGCAUACAGGAAGUUCACCUCGGCUAGUGAUGUGUGGAGUUAUGGGAUUGUCAUGUGGGAAGUGAUGUCAUACGGAGAGAGGCCCUACUGGGAGAUGUCCAAUCAAGACGUAAUAAAAGCAGUGGAGGAAAGCUAUAGGUUGCCAGGUCCUAUGGACUGUCCUGAGGCCCUGUACCAUCUUAUGAUGGACUGCUGGCAGCGAGAACGCAGCAACCGUCCCAAGUUUGAUGAGAUUGUUUGCCUGCUAGACAAAUUCAUUCGGAACCCCAGCUCGUUAAAAAAGCUUGUCAACUCCUCACACAGAGUUUCCAACCUGUUAGUGGAGCAUGCCAGCGUAGAAGGGAACUGUAGCACUCGAAGCCAGACUGUAGGAGAGUGGCUUGACUCCAUCAAGAUGGGACGUUACACUGAACUGUUUAUGGAAGGAGGUUACUCUUCACUGGAAACAGUGGCUCAGAUGACAUCAGAGGGGUCUAAUAAAUUUGGGAUUUGCGAAGAGUAGGAGUGAACUUGGCUGGACACCAGAAAAAAAUUAUUACUAGCAUUCAGGAGAUGAGGGUCCAUAUGAACAGCACCAACUCUACUGUAAACAUAUGAUGUGAAAUACAAACAUACAGACACAUGCACACUCGUACACGCGCACACAAACACAGAAAUACAAUAUAUGGACCUACUAUGUACUGGACCUAGAGUGGCUUAGCACUUUCUGUGGACGAGGAUACCCAGUGUUCUACCGAUCUAAACUGGAGGAUCCACAUUUUGUUGGUUCCUGUGUGUGGAGUUUGCGUUGGUGUCAUUGGGAAUAUUGGAUAUUGCAGCACUAAAACCAAACUGAACUGGACUGAGUGGUGCUACUUGGAGGGAUGAUGAUGGUGAGCUAAAUAUGAACUUAAGUAAUGGUUUUACUUUAAUUAUUCAAUUAUAUGACUCUGGGGAUCCUCUUGGCACUGUUUUGGAUUCCUAAAACACAGACAGCAGAUCUAACUCUGAGAGCAACCAUAAAGUUUUUGGCUGUAUCACAGAUGUGAGUUUAUACACUGGGCUCGAAGGGAACUUUUUCAACCUGUCUCAGGUGAGCUGAGCCCCGUGGAACAACAAAAGUACUUGCUGAUUCUUUGGCAACUUUUCUCCAUCGAGAUUACCGUUCCAUCAGGUUUCACUGAAUUCAUUUCCAUAUAUUGAACCAUUAUCAUUAUUUAAAUUAAUGUCAAUAUUUGCUUUGACAUGCUGAUGUGCUUGUGGUUUUGAUUUUUACCUGUUUCGACCACAUCUUCAUGUGCAAAACUGAAGCUAAAAUCUAUUUUAAUCAUCCAUAUUCAUAUUCACUGUCAUUUACUUAAUUAUCUUCCAAAGCAAUGAAAGACAAGAAUAGAUACUUGACCUUUGCUGUUUUAAAAUACUAGAUCUUAAGAAUGGUUCUUACAGAGCCUAAAAAAGAGAAGUGAAAACAAACAAAUAAAGACAUGAGGAUUUACACUUAAAUAUACUCUCUACAGCUGUUCUUCUGGGUGAAUGUAUAGCACUGCUACAAUGUGGCAAUAAAACCAUUCUAGUCCUUAAAACCAGCUUCUGAAUGAGGCCACUGAUUGUAUGUUAUUCAGCUGGCUUUGCUCUGUGUGUAAGACCUUUCACUUUCAGUGAAGUUACUACAAAGCAAUGCAUAUUUUAAUUGUAAACUGUUCUAUUAACUGAAAAAUUCACACAUAUUUUAGUGAAAUAUUCACUCAGAUUGCAGGCAAGCAGCACAUGGAACACUGAAAUCGCUUAAAAACCUUCACUUCAAAGUCUAGGAGAAGAUUUUGCUGAGAUUCAAAAGAAGCAUUUGCUUAUUCAUGAGUAAAUCUUUCAUCCAGAUUCCAAAUAACCUUAAGGCAGGAUCCACACUGGAACUGGACAUUUUUAAUUUGACAUCCAUUCAUCGAUCGCGCAUUUUCAAAUUAAAACUUCACUUCAUGUUUAAAUGUGGUUCCAGUAGAAUACAACUGGAACAAACUGACACUCGUCAAAGGUUCAUUCAAUCCUGAUGGAACAUUUGUUCAUGUAAUAAUGGAACUGCCAUUCAGAUUCUCAUGGAAGGGAUCACAAAGAUUCUAACAAGACUGUUUACUGGUAUUCUAAUGGAACAUUUUCCUCAGAUUUUAAGGGAACUUCUACAAGGAUUUCAAUGCAGCCUUCUGUCAAGAGUGCACUCGGAUCUUCAUCAAGCCUUCACUUAGAACCAACAAACUUCAGGUACCGCAGAAACCCAUCAGCAAUCUGUUCAGUUUACCAUGCCGCGGAGAAUCUCUCACACGCAUGUCUGCAACACCACAAUAAACCUCACUCUAACAGGACUGCUGAAAAUAAGGAGGCAAUAUUCAUCUACUUGAUAAUCGUUUAUUUAUUUCUACUUGUUUGAAAAAAGAGCAAAAGUUAUGUGGACAGUUUGUGUUUUAUAAUAAUACUCUCUCUUGGACUACUGAGCAGCUUUGCCUACAUGUCUUUCAUGUAUAUAAUGUAUUAUAUAUUUAAAGCAGGGAGCAUUGUUCUUCUGUCUGCUAUCAUGUGGACAAGUGGAUAUUGACCAGUCAUCUCAGAGUAGAACACAUUAGUAAAUAGUGACAGAUAUUCUGAAUCGGCAUUUCUGCUACAUAGACCUGGGCCGCUAUCAAGUGGGGGCAACCAGCACACCUGUCCUCAGAUAAGGGUCCCCAGAAGGGUAUGCAAAAGAGCAAAUAUUUAUCUUAUGUUGUUGGUGAUUGUGUUUCAUUUUACAUUUUUUUUUGGUGCAAGACCUAGAAAUAUUUUUCAGUGGCCCUAAAUGAGAGCAGCAAGAAAAGCUUUGUUGACACUAGAAGUAGGUGAGAAUUAUGAACAGGGACUGAUGAAUUUCUGGUGUAUUGUAUGGUAUAAACAUAUACAACGAUGUCAAUGAUCAAGCCCUUGCUUUACUUCUCUUUGGUAUGGUAUGUUAUACGUAGAUUGCUACUCAGUGCUUUAUUGCUAAAACUUGACCUUUUUUCACUGCAUUGUUCACCUAAAGAGAAGCUACGUUCUCACAUUAUAUCUGUGCUCUCUGCAGAUAACAUGCUUAUAUUUGUCUCAGUUAGUGUACUGCUAGUGUUGGGGUAUACAGAUGGAAAUGCAAUGAGAUUGUAGAAGUAGGUUUUUUUUUUUUGUUUUUAAGAGGUGUUAUCACCUGACUGUAUGAAAGGUAUAGAAAAGCACACAAGAAGAAUGUAAAGGUUUUAAAGGGGCAUUUCACUUUUUCAAAGAACAUGCUUUCACUUUGAAACACUCAGACCCCCCACAGAGUUCAAGAUGAGUAAAAGGGAUAAGUCCUUAAUGGUGGUAAGGACCCUCUUAGGUAAUGGCAUUUAAGCUUUUCCACCUGCUGUCAAGAUCAAACUUCUUGACUGCUUUCAUAAAAGAUUGUAAAGUGGGGAAUGGUCACAGGUUAAUAUUCUAUAUUAUUAUGUGUUUCUGAAAGUCAUAGUGUUCUAACAGAGUGAAAGUCUGGUACAAGAUAAAUAUCUGCACAGCCUCUUUAGUCUAUAUACUUGGCUUGUACAUUGAUAAACUAUGUUGCUAUGUUGCAUUUUUAUUAUUGGGGAACUGUAUGCAUUUAGCGAUGUUAUUAUUUUUUUUAUGAGAAGCAUUUAACAGCAGGCAACAUUUGGCAGUAAAACUUGCAUCCAUGCUUAUGUAGAUUAUUGUGGCUGUGCAGGUAUUUAAUUCAGCAGGGGAAGGCAUCAGUAACAUGGUGCAAAAUAUAAGGCAUGUACUGUACAGCGAAAGCAGUUGUGUUGGGCAGUUUUUAUUUACGACCCAGGGUGUUAUAAGGCUUCCUCAGUCUCACGAAUACUGCUUUUAGUUUGGGUUUCGCAGUGUUUUGACCCUUCCUAGUUGUCAUGUUAUUGGCUUUUUACAACCACCCUUUCAGCUUACUGUAACUUUCAAACUAAAAUCUAUGCUUGGGGCAUGAAAAAUUAGUGAAUACGACACCCUUAUAAGUGCCUCUCAUCUUUUGAGCACCGUUAUUUACUCCCCUGCCAAAAUGCUAUCCCCCAGCUGUUUAACUUUCUAUACAUGUUUGCCAACAACGUCUACAGGCAAUAAGAAGAAUGUCAGAUAAUAUGCUUGUUGGAACUAAUUUAAUUUGCACUUUAUGAGAAUUCUGUUGCCCUUUGUUUGACUAAAAUAUCGAUAGGUGACUGACAUGUUACUGUCAGCAAGUGUAUCCUUAUUAUUUCCUAUUUAAUUAUUAGAAUUACUGUGUUCCCUUCAUACUCCCAUUGGUCCCCAUGGCGUAAUUUUUUUUUACAGUUAAGCACAAGAAUUAAUAAUAUUUGUAAUACAAAUCAAAGUUAUAUGAGCAUCAUUGAUGUAGAGCACCAUAUUUUCUAGUGUAUGGCACAACAAUACACUUUCAUGAUGUAAACACAGGGUUUGACAGGCAUCUUUUAGAAUAAAGGUGAAUUAUUGGCUUUUUAACAAGAAGUCAACAGAGCACUAAUCCUUGAUGUCAAGGCCUCAGCAUCACCACUGUUAAUUCCAAAAGUGUGAGAACAGGUAUUGAGUUCUUGGCAUUGCAAACCAUAGUAAAUAUACAGUCAAGCUAACUAUAUGCUCUGCUCAAAAUAUUAAAUCAUCAAUUCAGCACUUUUUCCAAUAGCAUGACUUUAUCUUUUGCUCACAUUUAGCCAAGAAAAAAAAAAGAAAGCACAACAAACCAGCAAAUACUAAAGAUUUAUGUGGUUUUACUCUUCAGUAACUGUCAGCUGAAACUCCGUCAGCCAUGCAGUGUUUAUGCAGGAGACAAAAUUGUUGCGUCAAAUUACAUAAGACAACCGGUCUUAUGUAACAUCUUUGUUGUUUGAGUUUCAGAAGAGGUAAUCUAAGUUAGUCACACUGGUCCAGGCAGAAAUGUCCAUUAGAAGUUGUUGCACUCAUACAUGAGUUUUUGGGGGGGUUAUUCCAAAAUUACAGCACCGCAUAAACCAGUAGAUACCAGUUUGACUGGAUUCUAUGAAAGACCCAAAAGCAAUAUGUGACCUGACAUUAUUUGCAAAAAUAAUUUUUGCAUACACAAAUGCAUGGGAAUGUAACAACAACAAAAGGUUGCACUAACUGAUUAAGUUUUUGGGGGGUGGGGGGGGGGGGGGUUGUCAGACGUGAACAUACUGAAAAUAGGUUUAGGAGUCCUUGAAAGUGAGUUGAAUUGUAUCAGGGCCCACAGUUCUAGCAUUCUUCCAUUACUACUAUUAAUAUUAAUAUUACUACUAUUUUUGAUUAGUCGUUUCAGCAUUUCUUAUACUUUGGAGCAACUGUGCAAAUAAAGUCAAAGACUUUGUACAACUUAUUUUUGGUUUAAAGGAUGUGCGGAAUAAGCUUGAACUUAUUCCACUUCUUUAGUGGGCAGCUUCAUCUUAGCAACAGCUGAUGAGGUGCAUAGGAUUUGUAUUUUGUGCCAUAUAGAAAACCACACUGACGGGGGAAAAAUGUCUCUUAAAGACUAAUGUGGGUCAAUAAAAUUACAAUUGUAAUUCGAGACCACAGCAUUUGCCUGUUGAGUAACAUUUUUGAGAAAAAGCAAUUCUUCAAAUGCAUAUUUGCAGUGGGACAAACACUGUUUCCAACGGCACUGUCUACUUGCAUUUGUGUUUUUAACUUCUCAGGAAGUGGAAAAUAGGUACAUUUAUUUGAUUAUCACGUAUUUGAUCUUAGAAAUUAUGUGCAGCUUUCACAAAGUGUUAACAUACAAAACAAGUAUGUGAUUAAUCAAUUGUCCCCAGCUCAAAUGUAAUUAUUUUAUCAGUUCACACAUACAGUUUUAAGCGACUGAGUAACAAAUUCAUUGUGAUUUAUUGAAAGCACAGUAAAAAUACUCAGCUACUGAUGUGCUAUUGGUUUGUUUUUGAGACUGUCAUGUAUUAUGUUUGUGUUGAUGUUUUUGUAGUGUGUUAUCAAAUCUAUAUUUUUGCAAUAAAACAUGAGUAAAAUCAA